Molecule: messenger RNA, 2427 nt
Organism: Cryptomeria japonica (Japanese cedar)
Lineage: Eukaryota; Viridiplantae; Streptophyta; Pinopsida; Cupressales; Cupressaceae
Product: receptor-like protein 7
Exons: 1
Coding region: 1-2427 (808 amino acids)
Molecular function (GO): protein binding
Source: RefSeq, a predicted model, not a curated record
AUGGCUAUGCCUACAUCUAAGUUUCCUACCAUUACUGUAUUUUUUAUCUUCUUCUUCACCAACCCAUUUGUAUGCCUAUGUAGAUGUCCACUGCAGGAAUCUGAAGCUCUUCUUUCCUUGAACUUCACCUCCCCUGCCACUUUUUACGGUACUCCAUGGACAAAUGAAACAGACUGCUGCAAGUGGGAUGGCAUAACAUGCGAUCAGGACGAGAGGCAUGUAGCGGGGAUAAGUCUGAGGUCAUAUAUGGACUACAACGGAAUAAGAGGAGGAGUCAUAUCUGAUAGCCUGUGCAAACUUCCAUUUCUUACGCAGAUAGACAUAUGGAACAUUGGCACAACAGGUACUCUUCCUUCCUGUUUGGGAGAUCUCCAUUUUCUUCAAUCUCUAACGAUAGAUUACAAUAGAUUGAGUGGGGAAAUACCCCUUAGCAUUUGUAUGCUCACAAAUCUGACUUUACUUAGUCUUAGAGGGAAUCAACUGAGUGGAAGCUUGCCAGAUUGUCUGAACAAUAUUUCUGCUUUGAGACAUCUCUACAUCUCAGAGAAUCGAUUAAGUGGUCAAAUUCCAUUUGCAUGGGGCAAUCUUCCUUUUCUUGAGGUUUUGGAUGUUUCCUUCAACCAAUUGAGUGGGACUCUUCCCUUGUCAUUUGCAGGGCUUACCUCCCUUACUGAACUCUGCGCCCAUGGUAAUAGACUCAAUGAGAGUAACCCUUCUUGGGCGUUGCCAUCCUCUAUAGGAACUCUCUACCUCUCACUAAACCAUGAGAUAACAAUUUCAGAGGGUUUUUUCCAUAACCUUGCCAAUUUAAGGAAUUUCUCUCUAUCCAAUUGCACACUAAAUAUUAGUACAUCCUGGAUUCCCAAUUUCCAGCUCUAUCAAUUAGAGUUGGUGUCAUGUCUGAUGGACAGUCAAAUUCCACAAUGGAUUUCAACUCAGUUCUCUUUACAGUCCUUGACAUUAGCUAACAACGGUCUUGCUGGAGAAAUCCCCUCUUGGCUAUGGGCUAUCGCUGCUUCCUUAUCAGAACUAAAUAUCUCACGGAAUCAUCUCCAUGGCCCCCUUUUCUCAAAUGGUCCGAAUUCUGACAUACAAAUCUUGGAUGUAUCUAACAAUGCAUUCAGUGGACACAUACCUUCUGUGUGGCCAAUAAUGGAAAUCCGGCAUGCUUUUAUACCACUUCCGUAUGUGUUUCCUAUUAUUUUGAUGUUCAAUGACAAUUUGUUUACCGGCAACAUUCCUCCAAGCUUGUGCAAUUCGUCUGUACCGAUAGGAAAGUUAAAUCUUGAAAAUAACAAGUUGGGUGGAAUGAUUCCUUGGUGCUUAAUGGAUGAUAGGUCGCCAGUUUAUGACUUAAAUUUAGGAGGUAACAGUCUGGAGGGAAGGAUGCCUCAAGGGCUAACCGUCUCGUCUGGCAUCAAAUGCUUGGUGAUAAGAAAUAAUCAGCUCAGCGGAACCUUCCUUCCUUCAUUUACCAAUGAUACAGAUUUACAGGUACUUGAUAUUGGGCACAACAAAUUCACAGGACAUCUUCCAAAGUCAAUUAGGAAUAUUUCAUCUCUACAAGUGCUGGUGAUGAAGGACAAUCAGUUCAGCGGUAACAUUCUUUCAGAAAUCGGCGAGUUGAAGCAGCUCCAGAUCUUAGACCUUUCUUCCAACAAUUUAUCAGGCUCUAUUCCACACAACAUUGUAUUUUUACCCGCAAUGGCUGUAGCAAGAGAGGAUGGUUAUGUGCUGCAGAGUGAACUGGCGUAUGGGCGUGGUGGUAUCAUGAUAUAUACUCCUGGAUUGGAUAUGACUCCCAAAGGUACAGAACUACACUACCCAUAUAUUCUUUCCACACUCACUAGCAUAGAUCUCUCGAGCAACCAAUUGAAUGGAGAUGUACCUCUUGAUUUUGGAAAGUUGAAAGGGUUGAUGUUUCUAAACCUAUCCAUGAACAAUCUUAGUGGAAUUAUUCCACAUAGUUUGGGGGAUAUGAGUCGACUUGAAUCGUUGGAUCUUUCUUCAAACAAGCUUUCAGGAAAUAUUCCAUCGGAGCUUCAAUCUCUGAGCUCUUUGGCAUAUUUAAAUUUGUCCAACAACAAUCUCUCUGGAAGCAUACCGCAAGGAGGACAGAUGAUCACAUUUGAAAAUACAUCAUAUUCUGGAAAUCCAAAUUUGCAGGGAUGCCCACUUCCAAAGAAUUGCAAUUGGCCGAAAUUUGCACCUCCUCCUCCUGUAAAGGGUGCUAAAGAUAAAGAUGACGAGGAAAGCGAGAAUAUACCCUGGUACGGAAUUGGACUAGGUUGGUCAUAUGGAGCAGGAUUUUUUAGUAUAUUAGUGUUGUUGAUUUCCGUCAGAGAGAGUUGUAGAAUGAAGUACUUUGAAGGGGUUGAUAAUAUUUUGAAGUUUCUGUUUCCUUCCAUACGUAAUAGGACAUUGUGA